This is a messenger RNA of Paramecium octaurelia, 1626 nucleotides long. The record is from the annotation of a GenBank genome assembly. NCBI's taxonomy places the organism in Eukaryota, Ciliophora, Oligohymenophorea, Peniculida, Parameciidae.
AUGAAAUAAGUAAGCAAUUCCAACUAGUUGUAAUAAUUCGAUCCAAUAGAGGUGAUUGACAAUUUAGAAACAUUAAAAAAAGUGAUUAAAUAAAAGGAUAUUUAAAUUAAAAAUAUGGAAACAGAAUUUUAGGAAAGAUUAAAUACAUUUUAAUUAGCUGUUGCAAGAGAUUAAGAUGGAUUAAAACAAGACAUAAUAUCAUUUUUAUUAAAAGACAAUGAGUAAUAAAAAAAGAUUGAAUAGCUGCAUAUUAAUUAUGAAUUGUACGCUUUAAUAAAUAUCAUCAUUAGAUUGCAAAAUUAAUUGGAAGAGACAUUUAUAGAAAGUAAUAAUAAAAUAAAGACCUUGCUUGAUAUAAAUGACAAGAAGGAUUAUGAAAUAGGAUAACUCAAAUAGUAAAUUAGAGACACUGAAGAAAGAGUCAAUCAACUGAGAAAAAAUUCAAUUUCAAAAGAUAGAAAUAUGGUUGAAACAGAAACAGCGAGUAAUAAAAAGGUUCUUGAUCUUUAAAGAAGAGAAGCCGAUUUAACACUCAAACUUAAACAGGCUUUGGACAAAGUAAAUAUGAAUUCAAAUUAUUAUUAGAAUUAGUAAUUAUAACACUAUUUUGAAAAUUAUUAAAAUGAAAAGGAAGUUAAAUUAAUCAAAUAAGUGGAACAUCUAAAGAAAUAAAAUACAUCUUAAUUAAAUAACAUCUCAUCAAAUUAUGAGGAUUAAGUCAAAACAUCAAAGGAAGUUAUUGAAUAAUUGUAAGAGCACAUUCUCAAUUAAAAAGAAAGAUUCUCCUUUAUUGAAGAUGAAAAUUAAAAGUUAAAAUAUGAAGUUGAAAUUGCAAAUGCUAAAAUAAAUUGUAAACUCUUUUUUAAUUACUUUAGAAUUAUUAACCAUUAUUGAUAAACUUUAGUAAACAGAAGCCUUGCAUGAUCAUACUAGAAAGGAAUUACAAUAAAUUGAGGAUGGUAAAAAAUCGCUAGAAAAAAAUUAUAAAUUGUAUUAAAAGCAUUUAUUUUUAGAGAAAUCUAAGCCUUAUAAAUCUAAUUGGGGGAGGCUACAAAAUAUAUUGAUUUAACUACCAAUCUUCAAUAGAAGCUUAAUAACAAAGACUCAAAAAUAAAAUGUUUAUUAAAUGAAAACCAAUAAUUACAAUAAUUAGUUUCAGACUUAAGGCUUUAAGUUUCAUCAGUUGAAUAGCAUUUUUAAUAAAAUGUUGAUGAAUAGAGAAAGGCUAAUGUGUUAUUAUCAAAUAAAGAGUACGAGCUUUAAACAAUAAUUGAAAGUUAAGCUCAGAAUUUUGUUGAAUAAGAAUUGAAAUUAAAAUAAAGCUAUGAAGAAUUAUGGCUAGACUACUAAAAUUUAUAAUAUGCAUAUGAAUUGUUAAAAUAAAAGAGUGGUGAAGAUUCAUUUAGAUUAAAACUAUACAAAACCAAUGAAAAAAAAGGCAGUAGGGCCCUUCAUGGUAGUCAAACUAGAAUGACAAUUGCUGAAAGAGAUCAAUAAAAUAACUAAGAAACUAUAAAAAUCAAUGAUGAAGCCUUUUUAAAGACACUAGAAAACUACUAAAAUUAGGACUAACCAAAGUAAACUAAUAAAAAAUUAGAUAGAAAUGUCUAUGUAAAAAGAGGUUGA